CAGCUGUGUCUCAUUCAUUCGCUUAUCAUCGCGAGAUUUCUGCGUCAUGUGCAAGGACCCUGCUUCUAUUUGCGUUCCAGUGGAUUGCGUGCGUGCGUGCGUGCAUGCCCAGCAUCCCAGCCCAGCCGUGUGGCGCUACGUCACCACUGGGAUUCGCUCGUUUGAACCUGCUGCACCUACGAGGGAAGAAAAAACCUUGGGUCGUUGCGCGCGGUGGUAUUCAUGGCACUGCAGCGCUAUCAUCAUCAUCAUCACCCGCCGCUGCUGGCCGUCGAGGAGGGGACUCGUCAUCUCACAGCUCUCGAGAGCGCGAAAGAAGCUGUCCUGAGGCUAGCACCAGGACACCGACAUCGUCGGGAGAGUAGAAGAGAUCGGAAGAGAGACCCCUUUGCUCUAUCGUAGACGAUCAGAUGAGACACGAUCUAUACGAUAUACCGUGUGUCCGACUUGCUGUUGUGAUUGCGCCAGGAGAACCACUACGGACCUGCGAUUUGCGACGUCCCUCUUUCUCAUCCUUCACCAG
Dissoconium aciculare CBS 342.82 is the source of this 523-nucleotide messenger RNA. RefSeq lists its product as uncharacterized. Lineage: Eukaryota; Fungi; Ascomycota; Dothideomycetes; Mycosphaerellales; Dissoconiaceae. Bases 105 to 365 code for a protein of 86 amino acids. The record is from RefSeq and is a predicted model, not a curated record. The transcript has a single exon.